Messenger RNA from Plectropomus leopardus (leopard coralgrouper), 1352 nucleotides. The record is from RefSeq and is a predicted model, not a curated record. NCBI's taxonomy places the organism in Eukaryota, Metazoa, Chordata, Actinopteri, Perciformes, Serranidae.
CAUGCUCCUGCUCUCCUCUGGGGACGGUGGGACGUCAGACGUCCUGCUCUCAGGUCACCGGUCAGUGUCAGUGUCUCCCUAACGUGGCGGAGCGUGACUGCAGUGCCUGUGAGCCCGGCUUCUUCAACCUGCAGAGCGCCAACGGCUGCGAACGGUGCAACUGCAACCCGAUUGGCUCCACCAACGGGCAGUGUGACAUCACCACGGGACAGUGCGAGUGCCAGCCCGGCGUCACGGGGCUGCACUGCGAGCGCUGCGAGGGCAACUUCUUCGGCUUCAGCUCGUCGGGAUGCAAACCCUGUGACUGUGACCCUGAGGGCUCUCAGUCGGGUCAGUGUAAGGAGGACGGGCGCUGCGAGUGUCGUCCCGGCUUCGUGGGUGCGCGCUGCGACAUGUGCGAGGAGAACUACUUUUACAACCGCUCGGCUCCGGGCUGCCAGCAGUGUCCGUCCUGCUACAGCCUGGUCAGGGACAAGGUGAACCAGCAGAGGCAGAAGCUGCACGACCUGCAGACGCUGAUCGAUAACCUCGGCUCGGGGCAGGACACCGUCAGCGACAAGGCCUUCGAGGACCGUCUGCAGGAGGCCGAGAGAGCCAUCAUGGAGCUGCUGGAGGAGGCGCAGAGCAGCAAAGACGUGGACCGCGGUCUGCUGGACCGCCUCAACAACAUCAACGGCACGCUGACCACGCAGUGGAACCGGCUGCAGAACAUCCGCAACACGGUGGACGACACCGGCACGCAGGCCGACCGUGCCCGCCACCGAGUCCGAGACGCCGAGAACCUGAUCGACCGCGCGCAGCAGGAGCUGGACAAGGCCAAGGACGCCAUCAGCAAAGUGGACAUCAAACCCCCGAGCGGCACCGGAGACCCCAACAACAUGACGCUGCUCGCCGAGGAGGCGCGGACGCUGGCGGACAAGCACAAGAUGGACGCCGACCAGAUCGAGAAGAUUGCCAAAGACGCCAACGACACGUCGACCAAAGCGUACAACCUGCUGCUGAAGACUCUGGAUGGGGAAGGCCGCACGAGUCAGGAGAUCGACGAGCUCAACAAGAAGUACAACGAGGCCAAGGAGCUCGCCAAGAGCCUGGAGAAACAGGCCAACAAGGUGCAGGCCGAGGCCGAGGACGCCGGGAACAAGGCCCUGAAGAUCUUCGCCAACCUGACGAGCAUCCCGCCGCUGGACACCAAAGCUCUAGAGGACGAAGCCAGUAAGAUCAAGAAGGAGGCGUCAGAUCUCGACAAGCUCAUUGACAAGACGGAGAAGGAGUACAACGACCUGAGAGACGACCUGAAGGGCAAAGAGCAGGAAGUGCGCAAACUGCUGGAGAAAGGCAGGAGUGAGCAGCAG